Messenger RNA from Dictyostelium discoideum AX4, 291 nucleotides. RefSeq lists its product as hypothetical. The record is from RefSeq and is a predicted model, not a curated record. Bases 1 to 291 code for a protein of 96 amino acids. Lineage: Eukaryota; Evosea; Eumycetozoa; Dictyosteliales; Dictyosteliaceae. The transcript has 2 exons.
AUGGCAACAAUAAAAACAAAUGAAACUGAUAAUAGAUGGAAUUUUUUAGAUAACCAAAUAAAAGAAUAUUUAAAAGAAAAACAAGAAAAAGUAAAACAAAUUGGAAAUUCAUGGGAAUUUGUUGAACAAAUUUAUCCUCAUUACAAUAAAAUUGAUAAUAUUAAUUAUAAAAGAAUCGAUUUUAUUAGAGAUAUUAAACCAAUUUUUAUGGUAUGUAAAUAUUUUUUAUUUUUUAUUUUUUUUUUUUUUGAUGAAUUUUGCUAUAAACAUAAAAUUAAUCCGGAAAUAUAA